Messenger RNA from Eutrema salsugineum, 1161 nucleotides. Its product is annotated as probable purine permease 6. The record is from RefSeq and is a predicted model, not a curated record. Gene Ontology annotation, cellular component: membrane. The transcript is spliced from 2 exons. Gene Ontology annotation, molecular function: purine nucleoside transmembrane transporter activity. The coding region runs from base 1 to 1161 and encodes 386 amino acids. NCBI's taxonomy places the organism in Eukaryota, Viridiplantae, Streptophyta, Magnoliopsida, Brassicales, Brassicaceae.
AUGAUGGAAGUAGAAUCAGAAACUCAAGAACUCCAUAUUCACGUCAAUGGAGAACCUGCAAGAAAAUUUUCAACAGAACAGAGAAGUCACAACUACUCAUGGAGGUUAAGAGUGUCUCUCUAUGUCACUCUCCUAUUAGCUGGAGAGACAAUAGCCACUCUCUUGGGUAGACUUUACUACGACAAAGGCGGAAACAGUACAUGGCUCGAGACUUUGGUUCAGCUUGUUGGGUUUCCUUUAACCCUUCCUUGCUAUUAUUACAUAAAACCUGAGCCUUCCAAGUCUAAAAUCAUAACCAAAAAUACAACUUCUUUCUUUUCUACACUAUCUUUAGUGUAUAUUGGACUUGGCUUGCUUGCUGCUGGACACAGUGUUCUGUACUCCUUUGGAUUACUCUACCUUCCAGUUUCUACUUUCUCUUUGAUAUCUGCGUCGCAAUUAGCGUUUAAUGCCGUCUUUGCUUACUUCCUAAACUCCCAAAAGUUCACACCAUUUAUACUCAAUUCACUUGUUCUCUUGACCAUAUCUUCUACACUUCUUGUCAUCCAAGAUGAGCCUGAAUCUUCCACUUCGAAGUCAUUAGCCAAGUCCAAUUAUGUGAUUGGAUACAUCUGCGCGAUUGGUAGCUCAGCUGGUUAUUCUCUGUUGCUUUCUUUAACAGAUUACGCGUUCGAAAAGAUUCUAAAGAAGUACACUUUCAAGGCGAUUUUAGACAUGGUCACAUAUCAGUCUUUGGUAGCUACUAGUGCCGUUGUGGUUGGACUCAUUGCAAGUGGUGGUUGGAAAAUGUUAAGGACAGAAAUGGAAGAGUUUAGGCUUGGGAAAAGCUAUUACCUAUUGAUAACUAUUGGUGCGACGAUAUCGUGGCAAGCUUGUUCGAUUGGUAGUGUGGGUUUGAUUCUUGAAGUUUCAUCGCUUUUCUCAAACGUUAUAAGCACUCUUUGUUUACCUGUUGUUCCAGUUCUUGCUGUUGUGUUCUUCCACGAUGAGAUGAGUGCAAUCAAGUUGAUAGCAAUGUUUUUGGCCAUUUGGGGAUUUGUUUCUUAUGCUUACCAGCAUUAUGUCGAUGAUCCAAAACCAGAAGAAGAUCAGCAAGAGAUUCCUCAACCUGAAGAAGAAGAUGAAGAACCACAAGAAGAUAACGGUAUCAUUCUGGCUUAG